AUGAUGAACAUCUCCAACGUUCGCUGCCGAUCGGGGGCGGUGAUAUUGCACCGGACUGGCCUGCUCGCGAAUAACUUUGCCCAGCAGCACGAGAUUUGGCAAGAGCCGGAUAGGUACCGCGACCAACUUCUUCAUGGUAUGAUGGGCGUGCUUGCUGGAAAGAAGCCGGCAGUGCCGAACGAAGGUCAGCGAACUAGGACCAAGAGGACGCGCCUAAACCAGGAUGCCGAUUGCGCGCGACAUUAG
This is a messenger RNA of Pyrenophora tritici-repentis Pt-1C-BFP, 246 nucleotides long. Lineage: Eukaryota; Fungi; Ascomycota; Dothideomycetes; Pleosporales; Pleosporaceae. The record is from RefSeq and is a predicted model, not a curated record.